Molecule: messenger RNA, 2309 nt
Organism: Maniola jurtina (meadow brown)
Lineage: Eukaryota; Metazoa; Arthropoda; Insecta; Lepidoptera; Nymphalidae
Gene: Smyd4-4
Product: SET and MYND domain-containing protein 4-like
Exons: 2
Coding region: 19-1887 (622 amino acids)
Molecular function (GO): protein binding
Source: RefSeq, a predicted model, not a curated record
ACUAAGAAAGUAAGCAAAAUGAUUAUUGAUUCUUGCUAUGAAGGUGUUCUUACAAAACUAACAGCACAGGGUAAAAUCAAGGAAAUCUCAGAUCAUUUGCUUUCAUUGGAUACAAAUGAUAAAAGGGUCCUCUUCGUGUAUAAGAUUUUGAAGGGUUUAAAUGCCUUUCCCAAAGUGCAAGAAGCUAAGAAAAAUGAUGACCUUUCUGUCAACUACCGUAACCAAGGUAACACAUUCUUUCAACAAUACAAAUAUCAUAAAGCCUGGCAAUAUUAUAAUUUAUCACUUCUAUAUGCUACUCUGUGCUCCGAAAACUAUUGCUUAGCAUUGUCCAAUCGGUCAGCAGUAUUCUAUGAAUUGGGAAAAUAUGCUGAAUGCUUGCAAGAUGUUGACAAGGUGUUGUCUUUGGAAUACCCAAAGAAAUUACUUGAGAAACUUACAAAAAGGAAAGAAAUGUGUAAGGAGGUCUUAAAGAAAAAGGACACUAAGGUUGAAUCACUUGAAUUAAGUGAAAUAUUGGAAAUGGAAUGUGAAAAAGAUUCCAGGUAUGUUGCUGCAAGCAAUAAAUUGGAAGUGCUAUACACGGAUGAGAUGGGAAGGCAUGUAGUUGCUAAAAGGGAUAUAAAAGUCGGCGAAAUCCUGGCUCAGGAAGAUCCUUACUUGAGUGUGUUAUUAAAAUCUCAGAUUCUCUGUUCCUGCAGUUAUUGCCUCUCCCGUAGUUUGAAUCUCUUACCUUGUGAUAGUUGCUGCAUGGCUCUUUAUUGCAGCAAUGAAUGUAAAGAAAAAGCUUGGAGAGAAUAUCACUCGGUUGAAUGCCCAUUAAUGGUCACAUUAGUCGAGAUGGACUUUACAAAACUAGAAUUGCUUGCCCUGAGAACAGUAAUCAAAGCCCGUACCGAUCACAAUAGUUGGAAUGAUCUGUUCAAAACUAUAGAAGAUACAGAUGCAAAUUACAACUCUGAGUUCCGAGGACAUGUCAAAAUUGAUGAUAAAUGGAUUUUUGAUUCUAAAUAUUAUCCGUCUAUUCAUACAUUGGAAACAAAUUUAGAAAAGAGAUCUGUGUCUGAUAUAUUUCAGAAAGCUGUGACAGCUGUAGUGUUUCUUAGGUUUUUGGAAACUAACACUCAGUUUUUGAAUGGUGAUGAGGACAAGGAAAAGAUAAGAACUACUGUAGCCGGACUCUUGCUCUUACAUUUGAUGACAAGUCCUACAAAUAUGCAUGGAAUUAGUACACCCAAUGCAGACAGUCAAAAUUCCAAAUUCCUUGAUGAAGUUAGUCUUGCAGGUGCGGCGUAUGCGUUUAUCAGUCUUCUCAACCACUCCUGUGCUCCAAACGUCGUCAGGUUCAGUAAGCUGGGGUCUUCAAGAAUGACCCUAUAUGCUAUAAGACCCAUAAAGAAAGGAAUGCAAAUCUUUGAUAAUUAUGGUUCACAUCACGCAUUGGAAGAUCGCAUGACGCGGCAAGCCUCCCUCAAGUUUCAAUACAAGUUCAUUUGUAUGUGUGAAGCCUGCAGAAACAAUUGGCCGACAUAUUUUUCACUGUCCGCUCAGCGUUUCUCAAUGGUCCCUCCGAAUUUGACUAAGUCUAAAAACAAACUUUUAUCCGAGCACACAAUAGAAAGCCUUCAACGUGGGGACCUAAAGACCGCAAGAAAUAUAUACAAACGUCUGUGCAUUUUGAGCGAGACGUUGGAGCCAUAUGCGCCUUGUGUAGAGCUCUGCGACUGUCAGGAAUCUCUCAAACAAUGCUUGGCCAUAUUUGGGGGCUUGUCUCUCUAUGGAACCACUCAACUUAUUGACUGGAAACAAAUGCUUCCCAUUGCUGGGACCUCUGAAAAUAUGACUCGUGUUGUUAAAAAUAAAUUUAAGGACUGGUAUUUACACUGAAAAGGAUUUGGAAGGGUUGAAGACUAUUUCUUUACAAACCAUCAUAUUCCCAUGCGGGUAUUGUGAAGAACAAUGAGAAGUCACAUAAUUGAGGUCUAAGAAUCAAAAAUCUGGAAACGUCUUGAACGCAAGAAAUCCACUCGGUCCAGUAUCAGAAAAAGGGUAAAGAUUUUCGGGUGUAUGUAUGUUUGUAAAAUUUAGAAGGUAUGCUGUUUCACCACACUUCUAACAUACACCUGUAAAACUUUUGCCUUAAAUGGUACACCUGUAAGUGAUUAAGGUCAAGAGAUUUAUUAGAUAAGUAACAGUAUUUUUGUAUCAUUUAUAUUUUUAAAAAACAAUGACUGUUAUCAGCCGAGACUGAAUUUAUUAUUAUAAAUUCUCACGAUUAAAAUCAAGAGAUAUAUUAGGUAACAGUCUUU